AUGUUUGGAUACGAAUGCCUCCAAGCCAAUCACCCCGAUGACUCAGCCCACGCCGGUGCCGCAUUACUAAUAUCUAAUAAAAUCCCACACUCACCUUUUCCCCCUAAAUCUAAUCAACACAUGUAGAUAGUAGCUACAUCUAUAAAUAUUAACUCCAUACCAACUUCUAUUGCAUCUGCCUACUUUCCACCAGGAUCACCUUUUCCUACAGAAGAUCUGUCACUAUUUCUUCAAACACUAAAUCACACAUACGUCAUCGGCGCCGACUUCAACGCCAAGCACGAAACUUGGGGAUGCCACUCAAAAAAUACUAGAGGCCGUACUCUAAACAACUUUAUAACAAACAAGCGCUCCAAAAUCAUUUCUCCACCCUCCCCCACCUACUGGCCAACUCACGCAAACCGCCACCCUGAUUAUCUUGAUUUUUUCCUAUCCAACCUUCCCAAUCACAUCAAAAAAAAAUAUUUUUAACCUAAAUGACCCUGCUUCCGACCAUACACCACUUAUCCUCAAAAUUCAAGCAAAUGUUUACAUCCACCCAUUCGUCAAAAAACGCACAGACUGGAAUACAUUUCGCAAUAUUAUGUCAACUUCCUCCUCUUUAAACAUUAAGUUAAAAAACCCGACCGACAUAGAUACAGCCAUAAACACCCUCACAAACAACAUUCAAGAUACACUUCUAAUAUCUUCCACUACAGUGGCAACCCAAGAAAACUACAAAAGUCUUAUCACUCCAGAAAUAAGAGAGCUCAUCUCUCAAAAACGUCGGGCUCGAAACACAUGGCAACGAACUCAUUACCCGAUUGACAAACAACGGUACAAUUACUUCUCCAACAAACUCAAGUCAACUCUCAAGAAACAUAAAAAUCAACUAUACACCUCCCAUAUUCAAUCUCUCUCACCUUCAAACGGGUCUCUCUGGAGAAAAACCAAAUCUAUUCUAAAGCAUAAAUCUGCCAUUCCCCCCUCUUAUCCAUCAAAAUAACAAACUCGCUACCACCGACCAAGAAAAAAUAGAUUUCCUGGCCAACCAUCUUGCAAAUACAUUUAAACCUCAUAACAUUUUCCCUGAUGCUACUCACACACGUGAAGUUGAUCAAUUCAUCUCUUCACCUCUGCUCAUGGCACUUCCAGCCUCGCCCACUACUCCCGGCGAAGUUCUUCCAAUUAUUAAAACACUCAAGAAAAAUAAGUCACCCGGCCAUGAUCACAUAAAUAACACAACAGUGAAAAACUUACCACCAAAAACCAUUAUUCUUCUCACCUACAUCUUUAAUGCUAUAUUUCGACUAUCUCAUUUCCCUACCACAUGGAAAUCAGCGCUCAUUAUAACUAUACUUAAACCAGGCAAACAACCAGAUAUGCCCGAAUCCUAUAGACCAAUCAGUCUACUACUCACGCUUGGCAAAAUUUUUGAAAAACUUUUUCUCAAGAGACUUGUAAAAAUCGCACUCACACAAAAUGCCCUUCCCAACUUCCAAUUCGGUUUUCGAGCCAAACAUGCAACUUUUCACCAACUCCACCGUGUAGUAGAUCACAUUACUACAUCUCUAGAAACAAAAAAAUAUUUCUCAGGGCUUUUUCUGGACGUAGCUCAAGCCUUCGACACUUUCUGGCACGACGGUUUAUUAUUCAAACUUAAAAAAAUCUUUCCUGCACCGUAUUAUUUACUCCUAAAAUCAUACCUAAAUAACAGAACUUUCAGAGUCAAAUUAAAAACUACAUUAUCUAGCACACAUAACAUUCUAGCAGGUGUCUCUCAGGGAAGUGACAUCGCCCCGUUUCUAUACAUACUGUUCACAGCUGACAUUCCAUCAACGGACAACACCCUAAUAGGAACAUAUGCUGACGACAUCGCAAUACUUUCAUCCAGUCAAGAACCACACGAAGCAAGCGGCCUACUUCAAAACCAUCUGAACAGCUUAUCCAACUGGUUCAAUUCAUGGAAAAUUAAGAUCAACGACUCCAAAUCCUCUCAUAUCACUUUCUCCCUCCGCCCCGGAAACUGUCCUCACAUAAUAUAUGAGAACGCAAUCAUCCCUCACACAAACGAAGCCAAAUAUCUUGGUCUACUGUUUGACAGAAGGCUCACCUGGAGCCCCCACCUCAAAACCAAACGUAAACAAUUAAAUAGCCACUUACACAUCCUUAGGCCUCUCAUGAAAUCAAACAUGUCCAUCUCCAAUCGUCUACUACUCUAA
Cinara cedri is the source of this 2201-nucleotide messenger RNA. The record is from the annotation of a GenBank genome assembly. NCBI's taxonomy places the organism in Eukaryota, Metazoa, Arthropoda, Insecta, Hemiptera, Aphididae.